GUAUAAAAUGUAAAAAAAUAAAUAAAAAAUUAAAAAAAGGUAAAGGAAAGGACUCCAUAGGAGGAGCCAUAGAAGUAGUUCCAUAAGGUCGUCUUCUGACACCCCCACCAAAACAUUAGAAAACAAAACCAUUAAAAGAGAAGCCGAGGGCCUUUCUCUCACUCCCUCUUUGGUUCUGGUUCUGUGUAGUAAAAAGCGAAGGGUAUAACUCAAGAAUUUAAUAAGCUAGAACAGACUAGUUCUGGGUUUAGCUUUUCCCUGGUGCUCUCUUUUUUGCAUUUAAGAAAGAAAAGGGGAGUUCGAACAAGGCCUGAGAAGAGAGAACUUUUUCCAUGUGCAGUGGGUCAGAGAGGAAACCGACUUAUACUGGUUUCAUCAUGGAGAAUAAAUUUCAAAAGCAAGAUGGGUAUUGCUGUAAUCUCUCUGUUUUGCUCGAAUUCUCUGCCUCGAAUGAUCUGAUUGGGUUUAAGAGAGAAAUUGAAGGAGGCCGUGACGUUGAUGAGCCAGGCUUAUGGUAUGGGAGAAGAAUUGGCUCAAAAAACAUGGGGUUUGAGGAGAGGACACCCCUCAUGAUUGCUGCCUUACUUGGAAGCAAAGAUGUCUUGAAUUAUAUCUUGGAAAUGGGCCGUGUUGAUGUUAAUAGGUGUUGUGGGUCUGAUGGGGCCACAGCCCUUCACUGUGCUGUUGCAGGUGGCUCUGCAUCUUCUCUUGAGGUUGUCAAGCUCUUGCUUGCUGCCUCUGCUGAUCAUAAUGCUGUUGAUGCCAAUGGAAAUCAUGCUAUUGAUUUGCUUGUUCCAGUUGUUAAUUCUGGUUUUAAUUUGAGGAGAAAGGCACUAGAGCUUGUGCUAAAGGGUGGUUAUACUAGAGAUGAAUCUUGUGUUUUGGCUGAUCUGAAUCCUGAUGAAAUAGAUGGGCAAGAACAGCAGGAAGUUUUAACACCAUUAUUAUCUAAAGAUGGGACUGAGAAGAAGGAAUAUCCUGUUGAUCUCACUCUUCCUGAUAUCAAGAAUGGUAUAUUUGGUACUGAUGAAUUUAGAAUGUAUACAUUUAAGGUGAAGCCUUGCUCAAGGGCAUAUUCCCAUGAUUGGACAGAGUGCCCAUUUGUUCACCCUGGAGAGAAUGCAAGGCGGCGAGAUCCAAGGAAAUACCAUUAUAGCUGUGUCCCAUGCCCUGAGUUUCGAAAGGGGUCAUGCAGGCAGGGUGAUGCUUGUGAAUAUGCACAUGGUAUUUUUGAGUGCUGGCUUCACCCUGCUCAAUAUCGAACACGUCUUUGCAAAGAUGAGACAAAUUGCACAAGAAGGGUUUGUUUCUUUGCUCACAAGCCUGAAGAGCUUCGCCCCUUGUAUGCCUCAACAGGUUCGGCUGUGCCUUCACCAAGAUCCUUCUCAGCCAAUGGUUCAGCACUGGACAUGGGUUCUGUCAGUCCACUUGCCCUUGGUUCUCCACCUGUCUUGAUACCACCUACUUCCAUGACUCCCUCUGGGUCCUCAUCUCCUAUGGUUGGAUGGCCCAACCAGACUAGUGUUGUACCCCCUAUCUUGCAGCUUCCUAGUAGCAGGUUGAAAUCUGCUCUGAGUGCUAGAGAUAUGGAUGUAGACAUGGAGUUGCUUGGGCUUGACAGUCACCAUCGCCGGCAACAACAAUUGGUCAAUGAGAUUGGUUUCUCGUCACCUUCCGGUUGGAAUAAUGAUUUGUCCACUGCUUCAGCUUUUGCUGUCUCAGGUGAUCGAACUUUGGAGUUGAAUAGGCUUGGAGGAGUGAAGCCAACUAACCUUGAAGAUAUUUUUGGAUCUCAUGAUCCUACAAUUUUGCCUCAAUUGCAGGGACUCACAGUGGAUUCCACUGUAUCCCAGUUACAGUCUCAAACAGGGAUUCAGAUGUGCCAGAACAUAAACCAGAAGCUCCGCUCAAGCUACCCUACCAACUUCUCAUCUUCUCCUGUGAGGACAUCAUCUUUUGGAUUUGAUCCGUCUGGGGUAGCGGCAGCAGCAGUUUUGAAUUCAAGGUCUGCUGCCUUUGCAAAGCGGAGCCAGAGUUUCAUUGAACGAAAUGCUGUGAACCGUCAUACUGGUUUUUCUUCACCAACUUCUUCACCAACUAUAAUGCCUUCUAAUCUAUCAUAUUGGGGUUCCCCCGAUGGCAAAUUGGAAUGGGGUAUUCAAGGAGAAGAGCUUAAUAAACUGCGCAAGUCUGCUUCUUUUGGCAUUCGAAGCAAUGGCAGCAGUUUGGCAGCAGGUGCGGUAUCAAUGCCUGCAGCUCUUGAUGAGCCAGAUGUGUCGUGGGUUCAGUCCUUGGUAAAGGAUAACCCUCCCUUGAAUUCUGGGCACUUGGGUUUUGAGGAACAGCAGCAACAAUGCCAUCUUAAUACUGGAGGUUCAGAAAUGCUUCCAGCAUGGGUGGAGCAAUUGUACAUUGAGCAGGAGCAGAUGGUGGCUUAAAACAACAGUAGCCUACAGUUGGCUCCUAAAACAUUUUAACUAGUUAUUAUUUUUUCCAUUUUUUGAAUAUUUACUAGUUCCAACAUAUAUCUAGGAGGAAAGAAAUUGAAGAAAGGAAAUAAAAAAAGGAAAAAGGUCCGGGGAGAAAACAAAGAAGUUGGGCAGGAUGAUGGAUAUCUGCUCAUCGUGUUGUUAGUUAAUGAUGAAUGAUAGUUUCUUUUUCUAGUUAACUUGGUUCUGUCGUCACUGGAGUUGAUAUAUUCUUCUGAAGCAUGUUCUUGUGCUGAUGAGAGAAGGGCUGGUUGGUUAGUGCAAAGUACCUAAUUUUACUUUACUAGGUGGCCUAUUUGUUGGAUCACAUUUACUUUGUAGGUUUGUAUCCAUCACAUCUGCUAAAAAAAAGCUGUUGCAUUAAUUAGCGAAUAAAUAUGUUUCAAAUUUCAGUA
This is a messenger RNA of Hevea brasiliensis (rubber tree), 2884 nucleotides long. Its product is annotated as zinc finger CCCH domain-containing protein 66. NCBI's taxonomy places the organism in Eukaryota, Viridiplantae, Streptophyta, Magnoliopsida, Malpighiales, Euphorbiaceae. Bases 333 to 2438 code for a protein of 701 amino acids. Gene Ontology annotation, molecular function: metal ion binding; protein binding. The record is from RefSeq and is a predicted model, not a curated record. The transcript is spliced from 2 exons.